CGUGUUCAAGGCUCCGGGACACUCGCUUGGAGGGUGUGUAGGGUAUUAGUGUAUGUGUGUGUGAGACAGACAGUGUGUGUGUGUGUGUUUAACAUCAUUACUCAGCGUCCGUCAUGCAAUGGGACUUAUUUUUUCCAAUGAUGACGCGGUGAGCAGAAGGCCUGUCCCCGAGCGAGCGUCCAUGGAGGCGUCCAGGGUGUCCAGAGAGGAGGCCGCCAAGCAGCUGAAGGCCAACUUCCUGCGAGCCCUGCAGGAAAACGAUGCUGAGGAGGUCAAGAGGAUCCUCCACACCGCCAGCAUAGACAUAGACACUGUAUUUGAAGUGGAGGAUAACAAUAUGGUCCUGGCCUCCUACAAGCAAGGCUACUGGUUGCCUGGCUACAAGUUGGAGUCGUCAUGGGCGAUGGGUAUCCACGUAUGCAUGAUGUACAACUCCCUGGAGUGCGCGCAUGUUCUGUUGGAGAGUGGAGCCGCCAUCAACCGCAUGCCCAACGGCAAGACGCCGCUGCACGUAGCCUGCGAGGUCUCGCACGGCGACUGCGUUGCCUUACUGCUGGAGCACGGCGCCCGUAUUAACCGGCUGUCGCUCAGCGGCCACACAGCCUUGCACUACUGCAUCACCAGGGAGUCGGUGGACUGCGCUAGGCACCUCAUUCUCAACGGUGCCGAUGUGAAUACGGCCGGCCAAAACAGUGAUGAGGACACACCACUGCACACAGCGGCUCGUUUUGGCGUUCCCGAGCUAACUGCGCUGUACCUGACGCAUGGCGCAGAGGUUAACAUAAACAACUCUCGUCUGGAGACGCCACUUAUCACUGCGGCUUACUGGGCCUUCUGCCCGCGCGAGCAGAUCUUCAGCCCUGACCACCACCUAGUAUGCCGCAUCCUUCUCGACAACGGGGCCAACCCGAACUCAAUAGAGGAAGACAACAAAACUGCGCUGCACAAGGCGGCCUGGAACAGUGACCAUACGCUAAUAGAAAUGUUGCUAACUGCUGGCGCUGACGCCAGGGCUAUGGACAUCAAUGCCUGCGCGCCUAUCCAGUAUGUGCUCAAGGUCACCCAAGUGCGGCCGGCUUCCAUCCCUGAGCGCUGCCUUCAGCUAUUGCUUAACCAUGGCGGCGCCCGUGUCUACCCGCCUCAGUUCCACAAGGUUCUGCAGGCCUGCCAUGAUUUCCCCAGAGCGGUAGAGAUCUUGGUGAACUCCUAUGAACACAUCAAAGCCACCAGCAAGUGGAGGACAGCUAUCGCUGAUGAAUCCUAUCAGCAACACAAAGAGUUCUAUGACUCCAUGUUCGCCGUGUGUUGCAACACCCCCCGCACCCUGGUGCACCUUGCCCGCUGUGCCAUCCGCGCUCACCUCCGGCAGCGCUGCCACAGGGGGGUCCACGAGCUCCCCAUCCCCCCCUCCAUGGCACGCUACAUUCUCCUGGAGCCAGAGGGAAUCAUAUACUGACGUGGAAUAAUUCCAGAGAGUAUUAAAAGAACAUUUGUCUCUGUGUGCCAUAUCUGUGCGAGGAGUCUACUAUUGUGUGAACCUGAGCAGGCCUCACUCAGAGGUGUCCUCGUGUGAACAUUUCUGGACCUCUUCCAACUCCGAGGAAAAAUGGAAUCACUAUUUAAGAACAGAACAACUUCAGCCUACUGCAGCAGUUCUCUUAUUCACAACAGCACUGGGAGAUGACUCAAACCUGCAAUGGAGAGUUAUGUUUUUUUUUCCUUCUUUUUUCUAUCUGUCAGUUUUUCUCAGGAGUUUACCGUGCAGUGAAAACACUCAGCUGUCAAACAAGCACGAGCAUACACUUAAGAAUUACCUCUCUGUCAAAUGUUUUCUUAGUAAAUAGAAAAUAUAUUAAAUAAUGUAAUGUAAUUAAUAUGUAA
Molecule: messenger RNA, 1881 nt
Organism: Alosa alosa (allis shad)
Lineage: Eukaryota; Metazoa; Chordata; Actinopteri; Clupeiformes; Clupeidae
Gene: asb4
Product: ankyrin repeat and SOCS box containing 4
Exons: 5
Coding region: 119-1456 (445 amino acids)
Biological process (GO): intracellular signal transduction
Molecular function (GO): protein binding
Source: RefSeq, a predicted model, not a curated record